Messenger RNA from Coregonus clupeaformis (lake whitefish), 168 nucleotides. RefSeq names its product luc7-like protein 3. The transcript is spliced from 2 exons. NCBI's taxonomy places the organism in Eukaryota, Metazoa, Chordata, Actinopteri, Salmoniformes, Salmonidae. The record is from RefSeq and is a predicted model, not a curated record. The annotation marks the transcript as partial.
AUGAGAGAGAGACGAGAGAGAGACGAGGAAGAGACGAGGGAGAGACGAGAGAGAGAGCAGAGAGAGAGAGAAGAGAGAGAAGAGAGACGAGGGAGAGACAAAAGAGAGACGAGGGAGCGACGAGGGAGAGACGAGGAAGAGACGAGGGAGAGACGAGGGAGAGACGAG